This is a messenger RNA of Zychaea mexicana, 1638 nucleotides long. RefSeq lists its product as uncharacterized. The coding region runs from base 92 to 1315 and encodes 407 amino acids. The transcript is spliced from 6 exons. Gene Ontology annotation, biological process: exocytosis; endocytosis; piecemeal microautophagy of the nucleus. The record is from RefSeq and is a predicted model, not a curated record. NCBI's taxonomy places the organism in Eukaryota, Fungi, Mucoromycota, Mucoromycetes, Mucorales, Lichtheimiaceae. Gene Ontology annotation, molecular function: oxysterol binding. Gene Ontology annotation, cellular component: membrane; intracellular membrane-bounded organelle; cytosol.
CCCAAACUUCUUUUUUUUCCUUCUCUUUCUCUCUCUCGUUUUUUUUUCCUCUUUUAUUUUAAACUUCUCUCUGCUCCAUCUUAAAUUCGCAAUGGGCAUUUUCUCGAACGGUCGUUCCACUUCUACAGAUUCACUUGACAAGUCUCCGAGUGUCAGUGAUGUCGACACCUUAUCGGUCAAGCACGCCGAGCCGGGCACAGGCGGACAGUUUAAAGAAUUCAUAAAGCAGGUCAUUAGCUUCACUGGCGAUCUCUCGUCAUUGACCUGUCCUGCUUUUUUCUUGAAUGGUUUGUCGCUACUCGAGUAUGGCUCGUAUUGGGGCGAUCAUCCUUCAUGUUUCACUGCUAUUAGUUCUGCUUCUGACCCAGCAGAACGUAUGCUUGCGGUGUCACGUUGGUUCAUGUCGACCCUUUGGGGCAGUUAUGCAUCACGGUGUACAGGCGGUAAAACCGAAAAGAAACCCUACAACCCCAUUCUCGGUGAGCAGUUCCACUGCAAGCUUGGUGAUGUUGAAUGUGUUUGCGAACAAGUGUGUCACCAUCCUCCAAUUUCUGCGUUUUAUCUUCAAGAUGAUAAAAGCGGUGUAUCUUUGAAUGGACAUAGUGGCCAGAAAUCUCGGUUUAAGGGCACUAGCAUUAAGACUGAGCAAGUUGGCCGUGCCGUCUUGUAUGUUAAGGAAUGGGACGAGCAGUACAUGAUUGACUUUCCGGAUCUGAUGAUCAGAGGUUUCUUGACGGGCGCAGCAUAUCUUGAACUAGCGGGUGUAUGCACAAUUGCGUGCUCGUCCAAAAAAACCAACACGCGCAUCGAAUUCGUGCCCAAGCCCUGGUUUGGUGGCGAACACAACCAUAUCAAGGGAUCGAUUACAUGCGAUGGCGAAGAUGUUUACACUUUGUCGGGACGAUGGAGCCACAAGUCUUAUUACACCAAGAAGGGCAGCGAGAACAAGGAGCUGCUUUUCGAUGCUGAAGCAGAGCCCAUGGCGAAACGAGUCACUGCACCAGUCGAGGAGCAGCAGCAGAUCGAAUCGCAUCGCUUGUGGGGCCCUGUCACCGAAGCUCUGCAGACGAAAAAUUACUCUGUCGCCAAUGCUGAAAAAACAAAGAUUGAAGAUUGGCAGCGCAGUGUUCGCAAAGAACGGGCCGAAAAGGGUGAAGUGUGGGCUCCCAAGUUAUUCAAGUUUGUUCGAGAUGAAUCUGCGGACGACACAUACACCAAGCGCAACGUUGAGAUGUUGCAGGAUAUGAAGCGCAGAAAUCUGUUGGAUGAGGGUGCAUGGACAUACAACAACUCACUCCAUGAUCGCAAGGACUAAGCAUUUAUACACACAGCAUUAGCACUCUCACACGACAUACACAUACUUACUCCAUUUACUCAAAACCUAGCGCAACUUCUACAUACCAACUGUAAAACUUUGUACCAACCCCACCUACCCCCUACAUCACGUAACAACAAAGCAAAUACAACAUCACACUACCUUUCUUCCCACUUUUACUAUCACCAUCUCCUUUUCUAAUCUAAUAUUAUCGUUGCUUGAUCGGGCUUCUUUUUCUCCUCCCCCCCUUUUUUUUUUCCUUUCUUUCUUAGAGCUCUAAUUUCCGUAUAAUAAACAAAGAACCAGUUUUUUAAUCGUUUUCA